Messenger RNA from Ustilago hordei, 573 nucleotides. RefSeq lists its product as uncharacterized. NCBI's taxonomy places the organism in Eukaryota, Fungi, Basidiomycota, Ustilaginomycetes, Ustilaginales, Ustilaginaceae. Bases 1 to 573 code for a protein of 190 amino acids. The record is from RefSeq and is a predicted model, not a curated record. The transcript has a single exon.
AUGGCAGGCGGCGGAGCAGUCAACCGAGGCCCCCACACUGGAUCUGGCACUGAAGCAUCCUUGACCGACCUCAACGGACCGCAACGCAAAUCCCUCCUCUCCAACUUGGAUUUCUCCGAGAUCGCUCGACUUCAAAUCCCGCCUGCAUCCGGUAUCUCCGACUAUGCUAUCUUCGACCGUGACGAUUGUCUCGCCGUUCAAGGCUCCCUCCCUACCUUCACCAAGUCUUUUGGCCCUGAAGAAAUCCGUCAGUUGGUCGACGUCUUCGUCCAAGCCACUGCUCCCAGCGUCACCGAGGAGGAACUCAAGAAGAACAACCGAGAGAUUGAACUAGCUGGCAAAAAGUUCACCAUCUCCGGUCCAAGGGGAGCUCAGUACCCGUUGGAGAUAGCAACUCUGCAUGAGCAGGGAAAGGAGGAGGGUGACGUGUUGUUCGUUGCUACUACGGCUACUUUGUUGGUGGUGUUCAAGGCGGCGGAAGGGGCAAAUGUUCAAGUCAAGACGAAUGAGAAGGAGGGUGUUUGGACUGCGAUUAGAAGCUUUGCUUUUGCGUUGAGUGAGAAGGGUCUCUAA